AUGGAUGCCAACAUACAGACUCCAUUAAUUUUGUGUGUCUAUAUAGUAACCUUCGUGACUGGUGUGCCCUCCAACCUCCUGGCGUUUUAUACAUUCCUGGUGAAGGUCCGGCAGAAACCCAAUCCGGUAGGAAUUUUCCUCCUCAAUCUCACCAUCUCCGACUUGUCACUCCUCUUCUUCCUGCCUUUCAAGAUGGCGGAGGCUGCAUCGGGGAUGCACUGGCCCAUGCCUUAUUUUCUGUGUCCCAUAGUGGUCAUGGUAUAUUUCUGUAGCAUUUACAUAAGUAUACUGCUUCUAACGGCGGUGAGCGUGGAGCGAUAUCUUGGAGUGGCUUACCCGAUGAGGUACAAAGUUUACCGAAAACCAGUCUAUGCCAUCUGGACUUGCGUUUUCAUUUGGUUCUUCAGUGGCCUCCAGGGAAGCGUCUCCUUCAUCGUCUUGAAAUUCUUGCCAAGUAACGAGAGCAGCCAGGGCAAAUGUUACGAAAAGUUCUCAGAGGAACAACUAAAAAUUCUAAUGCCAUUCAGGCUGGAAGGUAGCCUGGUAUUAUUCUUCAUUCCUUACCUUAUCACGGUCUUCUGCUACGUUAACUGCGUCAGGUUGUUAAUGUCCAUGCCAAAGAUCAGGGGAAAGAAAAAGUACCGAGCUAUAGGUUUGGCGGUUGCCACCCUCUGUAAUUUUACCAUAUGCUUUGCACCCUAUAACAUUUCUCAUAUCGUUGGUUUUAUUCAGAAUAAGAGUCCAAGGUGGAGAGUGUACGCUUUACUACUUAGCACGCUCAACGCCUGUCUGGACCCCAUAAUCUUUUAUUAUUCAUCUACAGCUGUUCAGAGAGCCUUCUUGAAGAGCUUGACCACGACUAAAAUGAAAAUUUUUAAAGUUAAUCCUACAAGUCUGCAACCUGAACAGAGUCAGCUCAGUGAGACACGAGCCACGUUGGACCUAGAAGAGACCUCGGUCUAA
Molecule: messenger RNA, 963 nt
Organism: Spea bombifrons (plains spadefoot toad)
Lineage: Eukaryota; Metazoa; Chordata; Amphibia; Anura; Pelobatidae
Product: free fatty acid receptor 2-like
Exons: 1
Coding region: 1-963 (320 amino acids)
Biological process (GO): cellular response to fatty acid; G protein-coupled receptor signaling pathway
Cellular component (GO): plasma membrane
Molecular function (GO): G protein-coupled receptor activity
Source: RefSeq, a predicted model, not a curated record